Galeopterus variegatus (Sunda flying lemur) is the source of this 643-nucleotide messenger RNA. RefSeq names its product coiled-coil domain containing 23 (gene SVBP). Gene Ontology annotation, biological process: negative regulation of protein ubiquitination; protein secretion. The transcript is spliced from 2 exons. The coding region runs from base 100 to 300 and encodes 66 amino acids. Gene Ontology annotation, cellular component: apical part of cell. Lineage: Eukaryota; Metazoa; Chordata; Mammalia; Dermoptera; Cynocephalidae. The record is from RefSeq and is a predicted model, not a curated record.
AGUUAGGCGAAUGACUGGCCGUUCUUUUUUUUUAAAUAAAAGAUCUACCUCUUUCUGUACCAUCCAAGUCAGAGCUAAGAAGUAUUCAGAAGCCAAGCCAUGGAUCCACCCGCACGUAAAGAAAAAUCCAAAGUUAAAGAACCUGUCAGCAGAGUUGAGAAAGCUAAGCAGAAAUCAGCCCAGCAGGAGCUGAAGCAAAGACAGAGAGCCGAGAUAUAUGCCCUUAACAGAGUCAUGACAGAACUGGAGCAGCAGCAGUUUGAUGAGUUCUGUAAGCAGAUGCAGCCUCCUGGAGAGUGAGCUAUCCGUGUUCAAACUGGAUGGGACCCUGGAGGCUUUGCUUGUGAGCUUGUUACCAGUUUUAAGCUGAGAUGGUCCAUUUGGAGCGUUACAGAACUAGAAAAGAAGACAUUUGCGGAUAAAUCUGAACUUAAGUCCUACAAGUAACUUGUCUCACUGGUUCCUUCAAUCUGAAUUGGCCCAGUGCUUGCUGAAGAGACUUGUUUUCUUCUUCUAUGACAAUAGAUUCUUUUUUUAAAAAAAAACUUUUUCUAUUGUUUGAGAAAAAUCAAUGUUUCUUCUGAAACUGUAUAUCUUCUCCAAAAAUGCAAAUAAAACACUAAUAAAAUUGUAACACCCUGAA